Mytilinidion resinicola is the source of this 2196-nucleotide messenger RNA. RefSeq lists its product as uncharacterized. Bases 1 to 2196 code for a protein of 731 amino acids. The record is from RefSeq and is a predicted model, not a curated record. Gene Ontology annotation, molecular function: exonuclease activity; nucleic acid binding. Lineage: Eukaryota; Fungi; Ascomycota; Dothideomycetes; Mytilinidiales; Mytilinidiaceae. The transcript is spliced from 2 exons. Gene Ontology annotation, cellular component: nucleus.
AUGGGCAGAGAAGGUAGGCGUCGCAAGCGCAACCGUGCGGACUACGAGGAACACAACACCGACUUCGGCUUAGGCGCAACCGUCGCGAUGCUCAAUGGAUCGAACGCCACGUCGCCAAACUCGGACGCUGCCAACCAAGAAAAGGGCGAGGAAGAUGGAUGGCAAAAAAUUGGCAAGAAUGGGCGUCCUGAACGUCCGGAGAAGAGGGCGAAAUCUAGCAAGCGAUCCUACCCUGCCAUCACCCACUCGUCGCAUGCUCGAAUUCAGAAUCGUGUCAGGAUCAGCGACUUCCAAACUCUAGCGUUGUAUUUGCUUGUUGAUGAUGGAACUGCCCCUCAAUGGAUCUCUUGUCAGCAUCAUCAUGCGGUUAAAAAGGUUGUUGUGCUGAUGGUGCCUGGCUUGGAGGCUGCUAUGUUUGAUGGCAAAAUACCUCUUGAGCCUCCCCAAGUAGCACCCGAAUCCGCCGAAGACGCUGCCAAACCCGAGUCUGUCGAGCACAGCACGGGACACAAGAGCUCCAAGAAAGGCAAGCCUGACGUGCCGCAGAGGCGACUUCACAUAUCCCCAGAUGAUUACUACCCUGUCAAGCUUAAUUCUGAACAGCUUCCAGAACCACUGAGGCCGCUUGCAGUUAUAUUCCCUCACAUCUGGCCUGUCAGAACUCCUGGGGAUGAGAAGACAAUGCGCAUACAUUCUCCAAUGCAAGCCAUGCUAUCGGCGCCUAUUCCAUUAACACCGGAGGAGAAAUUGAUGAAGAGAGACAAACGACACAAGGGCCCCAUCCCUCAAAAUAACAAGGCCUGGAAGAAUGAUCGCACCGCUAUUACAGAGUACGUCGCAAAUCUCGCAGAAUUGCAAGAAAACGAAUAUGUCAUUCAUCCUGCAUGGUUUCCAGCUGGACCACGACAAUCGGACGCCCUUGCGAGGAGGAAGGCUGCAAAGCAAUCUGCAGACGAUGGCUGGGUUGACACAAACGUCUCGAGAUUAGAAGACGGAGAAGUCCCUGAGAACGAGAUUGAAAGUGGAAGCAUCACCGCGGGAAGAAAUGUAAUCACAAUGGAUUGCGAGAUGUGCAGAACUGAAGAAGGCACAGAGCUUACGCGCAUCAGCUUGGUUUCUUGGGAUGGUGCUAUAAUAAUGGACGAAUUGGUCAAGCCGGCAUCGCAAAUCACUGAUUACCUUACCGCAUAUUCUGGAAUCACGCAAGAACUAUUACAAAACGUCACUACUAGUCUAUCUGAUAUACAGACGCGCCUUUUGGAGCUAAUCACACCGCGGACUAUCCUCGUCGGUCAUUCUCUCAACUCGGACAUGAAUGCACUAAAGAUGACUCAUCCCUUUAUUGUCGACACAUCGAUCAUCUACCCCCAUGCACGCGGGCCGCCGUUCAAGCAAUCCCUGAAAUGGCUGUCGCAAAAGUAUCUUUCCCGGGAGAUCCAGAAGAACCAUGGCCAAACCGGCCACGACAGCAACGAGGACGCACGUGCUUGUCUUGACCUGGUCAAGCAGAAGUGCGAGAAAGGGCCGAAAUGGGGUACCAGCGAAGCCACCACAGAGUCGAUUUUUAAGAGGCUGGGCAGGUCUCCGAGACCGCACCAUCUCCAGGCGACUGGAGAAGAGUUCAGGUCGGGGGCGGUCGUCGAUUGGGGCGAUCCAUCACGCGGCUAUGGAUCCCUCGCGCGCGUGGCGAUCGGCUGUGAAAACGACGCUGAUGUAGUAGAAGGGAUUAAGAAAGCUAUAGAGGGAAAGGACUUCGACGAAGCUCCUGCUAGCGGUGUAGACUUUGUCUGGGGCCGACUGCGCGAGCUCGAGGCUAAGCGAGGAUGGUGGACCAGGAGCAAGACAGACGACAAUGCGGAACUCCGGGAAAAUGCCAUGGUGUCAUUGUCAGGCGCAAAGGACGCGGCGGGCGAGGCCAGCGGGCCAGCGCUUUACGAGGCAGUCGCCAAAACGGUUGGUGAUAUUGCGGCGAUAUUCGAGUCACUGCCACCUUGCACAGCAUUCAUGGUCUAUAGCGGCACAGGCGACCCGCGGGAGACGGCGCGCCUACAGGCAAUGCAGCAGCGAUUUCGCGCCGAGUAUCAGGUCAAGAAAUGGGACCAGCUCAGCGUCAAGUGGACGGAUAAGGAAGAGCAGGCGCUGCGCAAGGCGUGCUGGCAGGCGCGCGACGGCAUUGGGUUCGUCGUGGUGAAGUGA